This is a messenger RNA of Cucurbita moschata (crookneck pumpkin), 798 nucleotides long. RefSeq lists its product as uncharacterized. Gene Ontology annotation, biological process: DNA integration. NCBI's taxonomy places the organism in Eukaryota, Viridiplantae, Streptophyta, Magnoliopsida, Cucurbitales, Cucurbitaceae. The transcript has 3 exons. Bases 1 to 798 code for a protein of 265 amino acids. The record is from RefSeq and is a predicted model, not a curated record. Gene Ontology annotation, molecular function: nucleic acid binding.
AUGCCGCCACCAACUAAUAUUGGAGCUGAAAAUUCCUGGUACCUAGAUACUGUUGCAAGCAACCACGUGUCAGGAGAAAGGAGGGUGUUUCGUGAGCUUGACACAUCUGUUGUUGGAAAGAAUGAAACACUAGUAGUAUUUAAAAAGUUCAAAAUCAGUGUGGAGGUAGAGAAAGACAAGAAGAUUAAGAGCUUUAGAACGGACCAUGGAGGAGAGUUCGUAUCUACUGCUUUUAAAGACUAUUGCGAGAAUGAAGGCAUGAAGAGAUUUCUUACUGCACCAUUUUCACCACAACAAAAUGGUGUAGUAGAAAGGCAUAAUGGAACGGUUGUAGAGAUGGCCAAAUGUAUAUUAAAGAGCAAAGAGAUGCCCGCAAAAUUUUGGGGAGAAGCUAUCAAAAUUGCCAUGCAUAUUUUGAACAGAUCACCAACAAAAGGAGUUGCAGAUGAGGAGAGGAAUAUUGAACAAAUCGAAGUUGAUUCAGAUGAAAGGCAAAGGAAAAAUUCGUCCUCAACUUUAUCAAUGCCGAAUAGUACCUCAAAUGCAUCAUCAUCAAGCUUGUCGACGCCGAAAAAGUUCAAGUCUCUAGAAGAUAUUUAUAGAGAACUGAACGAAGCAGAGGAGGAAGCAAUGAACCUUUGUUUUCUUUCUAUAGAGGAGCCAACCUCAUAUGAGGAAGCUGCUAAGAAUGAAAACGGGAGGAAUGCCAUGAAGUCUGAAAUUCUCUCCAUUGAAAAGAACAGAACGUGGGAACUCACAGAUUUGCCGAAGAAUCAUAAAGCAAUUGACAUCAAAUGA